ACGCUCCAUCAACAUUCAACAACGGUUGUUUGUUAAAAUAAGCAUACCAAAUGAAAAGGAAGGAAAACGUAACAAUUGACCGAACAAGUCCCACAAUUUUACCCUAAGUUCAGUUUCCUUUUCCUGGACUAAGUGAGAGAUUUGACUUUUCAAUACUCCAUGUCAACGCACCCCAAACGCGCAGACGAACAAGCUCAGUAUAGAAUGAGCUACCGUUUCACUUCGACUUCCGUCUUGUUGAGUUAGAGCGCAGAAUCCGAUUUGGUCAAAAUAAAACUCGAAGAAGGUUUAUCAUGCUGAUUCACGUCUUAAGAGUUCUGGCUGAUUAAGCUUUCCUACCUUUCGUUUACGUUAAAUGUCGCUGAUGCCCAAUAAAAUUUGCCUUGCCUUUUUCAUGUAGUAGUAACACAAGCUUCAUAGAAGAAAGAGUUCCAAAAAGAACCUUCACUUUGUUCUUGUCUUUCAUUGUUUUGAUCUGCUUAGUGUGAUUAAUCAAAAGGAUGCCUCUCUGAUUCAAAGGAACAUGCCUCGUUUGCUUCGAAAUCCCUUCUCAUUGAGGCAGUGCAAAUGCCUAUUUGUUUCUGUGCUCCUGGUGUGUGCUGUGAUGGUGUUGGUGGCACUGAAACUACAUCCAGAACUAGUCAAAGCUCCGUUUCAUUAUGAUAUCUCAAACAGUGCUCUCACAUCUGGGCAAAAAACACAGAACUCUCCCAAUAAAGAAACAGUUGAUCAGCAAACUGGAGACAGUGACUGGACUGAUAGUGUUCAGUUCCUUCCCCAUACAGACCCUAUUGUGACUAGCACAGCUGGUGACCAAGCAAUCAAGGGUUACAAAGCUUUUGCUACCCAGAAUUUGGAAAAUGUAGUAAAUUCUGGACCAAUCUUCUAUCACCAGAAAGUUCCAAGUUAUUAUCCAGCUAGUCCCAUUAUAAGAGGUGACACACCAGGAGGAGAACCACAAAGCAUUGUGAAGCCUAUGGGGAAUUUGCCAGGAAAUGUCUAUAUGUCUCAGGGUGCAGCGCCAGUUAAUCCAAAAGAUACACCAAUCUUUGUUCCAGAACGUCGACUUGUUCAUUUUGAUCUGAAAGGCGCUCCGCCAAAAAUUGACUAUUUACAACAACUAAUCCCACUUAUAGUGCAGUUGGGAGGUACAGGACUACUCUUAGAGUAUGAAGACAUGUUCCCUUAUGAUGGAGUUUUGAAACCCAUUGCUGCAACGAAUCACUAUACUCGGGCAGAGAUUCGUUCGCUGUUGAAUGUUGCGGAAGCUUAUAAAUUGGAGGUGAUACCACUCGUCCAGACAUUUGGGCACUUGGAAUAUGCACUGAAAUUGCCCCAGUUUUCCCACCUGAGAGAGAAUCCUAGUGUACCGCAGGCUUUGUGCCCGUCGCAAAAUGAAUCCUUCGUUUUAAUUCAAAAUCUGGUUGAUCAAAUUAUGUCGAUGCACGGAGGAAGCAAGUUUCUCCAUAUCGGAUGCGACGAAGUCUUUCACAUAGCCGAAUGUGCAAUCUGUUCACUCAAGCCCAAAGAUGAUAUUUUUCUCUCUCAUGUCUACCGGGUGGCUUCAUACGUCACCAGCAAGUACAAAGUUAAACCCAUCAUUUGGGAUGACAUGCUGAGACAUAUGACUGCUGCUGCGCUUGAUGACGCCAAGCUAGGAGAUCUAGUUGAACCUAUGGUUUGGGUGUACGCUGAAGAUGUCUAUCGUUUCGCGGGAUCCUACGUAUUUGAUCGGUACUCGCAAGUGUUUCCAUCAUUUUGGAUAUCAAGCGCAUUUAAAGGCGCCUUUGGAGAAACUAUGAUAGUCCCAGAUGUUACGCGUCAUUUGGAAAAUAAUCUCAACUGGCUGGACGUUGGAAAAGCGGAAAGUCCUAAAUUCCGACAAGGACUCCGAGGUCUAGCCAUCACGGGAUGGCAACGUUACGAUCACUUUAGCAAUCUCUGUGAAUUGUUACCGGCAGCCAUUCCUUCUUUAGCCGUCAACUUAUUGACUACUUCCCGAGGAUAUUACAAUCAAUCGCUGGCACCAACUCUUUAUAAAGCCCUAUCUUGCCAGAAGGCUCCGCGGUAUGAAAAGAUCCCCGACCUCAGAACGAGCCGUUCAGACCGGUUUUUACACGAAAAGAUGACCAUGUGCUUUUUCCCUGGUGCCCAUUUCUUCAAAAGCACUGCCCGCAUCCUCCGGCUGGAAAAAGAAAUCGAAGAAUUUGUUCUACUGACUACAAAACGAAAGGGCUGGCUGACGGAGUAUAGUGUCCGACAUAAUUACAGCAGCCCAGCCCGGAUUGAUGAGCUUUUACGCGACUUGCCUUACCUCUCUGGCAGUCUAAAUUCCGUAGCCAAGCAGACGAUGGAUAUGCUUAAACACAUUUACGACGUCCAUACGGUUUCUGAAUGGAUGGAACAAAAACUACUUCCACUUUUCGAGAAGUUAGAUCGCAUCCAAAUGGACGCAGCCACAUUACGUUCACAAAAGUAUUGGCCCGUUCGCCCACUGAAAUUAUUUGAUGGGUGGCAGCAGUACGGCCUCAAUUUCGGCAGCGUUUUCAACUUGAACGACACGCAGCUCAGCACUCGAAACUGAUAACUCACGAAUCCCAAAUAUAUGAAGCUGCAAUAUAUGUAUACUACAUUUUCACUCUUCUGUUGCACUGGAAAGACUCUCCCUCCCCAAUGUGCACAUUUUUAUCCAUUCCCUGCUAUUUCGCAUGAUAUUUUUUUUUCUUCAUUUUCGAUUUUUUUUUUCAAAUAAUACUCGACUGUUUUAACGCGCUGUUCACGUUCCUAUAUUUAUCAAUUUUUUAUUUUUUUUUUCGUCGGCAACGGUAGCACUGGAACAAAAGUUUAUUAUUCCUUUAUCUUUUUUUGUUUUGACCUAAACUGACGACUAGAUUUGGUUAAAGAAAAGAUAAAUUUAAUACAUCAGCUAAAAAUCG
Molecule: messenger RNA, 2936 nt
Organism: Daphnia carinata
Lineage: Eukaryota; Metazoa; Arthropoda; Branchiopoda; Diplostraca; Daphniidae
Product: hexosaminidase D-like
Exons: 8
Coding region: 524-2584 (686 amino acids)
Biological process (GO): carbohydrate metabolic process
Molecular function (GO): hexosaminidase activity
Source: RefSeq, a predicted model, not a curated record